Molecule: messenger RNA, 2355 nt
Organism: Wasmannia auropunctata (little fire ant)
Lineage: Eukaryota; Metazoa; Arthropoda; Insecta; Hymenoptera; Formicidae
Exons: 1
Coding region: 1-2355 (784 amino acids)
Molecular function (GO): nucleic acid binding; zinc ion binding
Source: RefSeq, a predicted model, not a curated record
AUGAAAAGGUCGACAACUAAAGAAACAACCCCUCCAGAGAUUCGGAGCCCUGGAGAACGGCGCGCGGGGGAGUCUUGUCCCUCUCCCCCCGUGUCGACAUCGAGCGUUGGGAGUGGGGCGGGGGCUAGGACGAGGCCCUCGCUCAAACCAGCUAUCGUCAGCAUAGAGAAACUGCAGAUGGAUGUAUCUGCCCUCAGAUCGCGACCGGGUAAGGCGAGUGAGUUAUCCUCGCCCUCAACACCCGAGCAAUAUGAAGAGGCAUUAUCUGAGACCCCGGCGGCCAAACCUAGCAGGACUAUGACGAGGAGCAUAAAUGCACGAAACACGGAGGUGGAAUUUGUAUCCGCCUUCCAAGCGGUUGAGUCAGCGAGACCAAGGACACUGUUAGACGGGAACCUAGAGAUCGUCUCAAUGGAAAUAGGUACAGGCGCUAGGAGGGGGUCUACUUCUUCUUCCUCCGGGAAAAUAAGACCUCCCCAGAGGGUGGGACAGAAGAGGAAAAAAGUCCUGACGUCGCCCGAAACAGAGGAGGAAUCACCUAGGACAAACUUGUCAGACACCCAGAGGAAAGAAUUGGACCAAAGGCUACAAGAUAUGGAGCGGCUCUCAUCCUCCGAUAUGGCGGCUAGAGCCAUGGAGUUGCUCGAAGAUACGGAGGAAUGCCGCAGGAUGUCGAAUAACAUCAAGGGCUCGAUAACUCGGAAGAUGAAGCUAAACGUGGCUGCCGUGGCUGAAAUAACAAAAAUCUUAUCUAUGAGGGCCUCACAGGAGGGGGACGUUGGCUUCCUGAGAGCCAGAUUCGCCGACAUGCAAAGCGAGAUUAAUGGGCUCAGAGAAGAGAAUCAGCGCCUAAAGCUACAAAUGGAGGAAAUCCAAAGCGGACUUAACAUAAGGGCCAGCCCGACGGGAAAUCGUGAUCUCGGGCGUGGAUCACCCACGGCGCGAAUGGAGGUCUCGCCGGACCCCCCGCUGGGACUAGAGAUAAGUAGGAGCCGAGAAGCCUCAGCGCGUCCGCAGCCUGAGAGAAAAGCCAGAGCAACGCGGAGUGGAGGAGCAACGAAACCCUCCCCAGUUAAACAGACAGGGAUACUCGAAGAAGAAUUCCUGGACAGACUGGGCACAAUUAUAAGUGGGGCAGUAGCAAAUGCGUUGUGGACACAGCUCCCCGGGCGCAGAGUCGACGGUGAGAGGAAACACGUGAGACCGAGGGAUCCUCCCGACGAAGAAGGUGGAGGCUCAUCUGUGGCCAAUGCAGACUCCCAAGCGGCGGAGACGGACGAUAAUAGGCCCCCGCUGCAGAAAAGGUUAACAAGAAGCCAAAAAAGGAGAGAACGGAGGACUCGGGCUGGAAGGGCGGAAGACUUAAUCAGAGGCGUGGCAGAGGAGGUAAACAGGCCUAGAUACAUAGAAGACUUCCCUCCUCUGCCGGUGGCAGAAAGGGAGGAUGCACGGCCACGACUUGUUCGUGAAGGCGUACGGCCAAAUCAACGAGGGGAGAGAGAAUACGAGGAGGCCGCCCGAACACAGAUGAAUAGAAGGGCUGCUGGAGCACCGCGUAGGGGGGCCCCCCGUUCAUCAGCCAUCACGAUCUCUCGCCCGGAGGAUGGAAUGACUUAUUUCGAGAUAAUCCGAAAAGCCCGGGAUGAGAUAACACUCGAGGAACUCGGCAUCGAAGAAACCAGGACGCGGAGCACAGUGGCUGGAAAUGUCCUGAUAGAGAUCCCAGGUGAAAAUACAUCACCGGCCGCAGAUAACCUGGCAAGAAAGUUACGCGAGGCGUUCAGGGACACGAACGUCCAGAUCAGAAGGCCCACCCUGAGGGGAGAGUUAAGACUGGCGGGACUGGACGCUUCGGUAACUACGGAAAAAUUGAUCGAGACGCUGGCCAAAGAGGGCAACUGCGAUGAGGCGAGUGUCCGUUUGGGCUCCUUCCGACUAGCGAGGAAUGGCCUGAAAACGGUCUGGCUCCAGUGCCCCUUAGAUACCGCGAAUAAACUGGCGGAGGCUGGAAGGCUUAGGGUCGGCUGGUCCACUGCCCUUGUGGUGCUCCUGAAAAGAAGACCCAUGCAGUGUUUCAGGUGUUUCGCCACGGGCCACGUAAGGGAUAGAUGCCCGAGUAACGUAGACAGAACAGAUAGAUGUUUUAACUGCGGUGAAGCGGGAUACACUAUGAGGGAGUGCGGAAAACCCUCGUGUUGUCCGAUUUGCAAGGACAAGGGCCUGAAUCACAAUCACAGGGCAGGCUCAGAGGUCUGCCUACCGUGCCCGCCGAGGAAAGACCUCCGUAAUAGCCCGAGGCGAAGUGAGACCCUGGCCAAUCGGAGUAACGCGGCCGAGGAACGGACAGCUAAGUAA